GUAGGAUUCUACUUGCAGUGGACAUUGAAAUCAUGUCUCUCAGGCAUCGAAUCCUCCAACAUGGACGGCUUUGUAUCCAGGAAGAGGCGGCGCUUGUCACAAGAACCCGAAGAGCGUCGCCCUCCAUCUACGUUGAUGGAUGAAGACGACACAGAAACUAAGCUUGCCACAUUAGCAUCUUUGCAUCCGGACUUAGAUCAGACCGUUAUUUUUGAGGCAUUGCUGGCCUCUGAAGGAUCCGUCGAGCUCGCAUCAGAUAUUUUGGGCUCAGGUGUGGAGUCGCCGGCCCCACGAAAGAAAUUCAAUCCAAGCGGAGUUAUGGGUUAUCAGAGUUCUCUUACGGCCUUCAAUAUCACGUCGACUGGAGCAUCUGUAGCUACAAAGUCGCUUACUAAGAAGGGCAAAACAUUGCAUCUAUUCUCGCCGGAAGACAUUUCCAAACACACACCAUGCUCUAUCAUCCACAACUUUCUACCGUCGGACGAGGCCGAUGCCUUGCUGUUGGAACUGCUUAAGGAAGCACCAACGUACUCACGAGAUAAGUUCAAACUUUUUGAUCGCGUAGUGGAGAGCCCGCACACUUUUUGCUUCUAUGCCGACUCGUGGAAUGAAGCGGAGAAGCGAAGGACUGAGUACUACUACAAUGGUGGCCGCGUGUCAGAUAUACGGCCGUCGCUUCCAGAGAUGCUAAAGGUGCGUUCAAAGGUCCAGAGUGCGGUAAACGAUGAGAUCCAGAAGCGCAUGAAACUCAAUCCUGGUGGCAAGAAAUUACUGUUUCAAGAUCCAGAACCUUGGGAGCCAAACGCCGCCUUUGUGAACUGCUAUGACGGCGGCCAGGAGAGUGUUGGCUAUCAUUCAGAUCAUCUUACAUAUCUUGGACCUCGGGCUAUCAUUGGAAGCCUGAGUCUAGGAGUAGCACGCGAGUUUCGGGUCCGGAAAAUUGUUGCGCGGGAUGAAGAUAGCCUGAAAGAUCCUAACGGCCUUCCCCCGAAGUCCUGGAUAAAAGACAAGAGUGAAAGUCGCGCCGAUGCCGAGGGACAGAUCUCCAUCCACCUUCCCCACAACAGCCUUCUCGUCAUGCAUGCCAACAUGCAAGAAGAAUGGAAGCACUCCAUAGCACCCGCACAGGUCAUAGAUCCCCACCCCUUAGCCAAAAAUAAGCGCCUUAACAUUACAUAUCGGUGCUACAAAGCGAACCUGCAUCCUAGAUUCACACCGCGCUGCAAGUGUAACAUACCAUGCGUUUUGCGAUGCGUCCAGCGCAAAAAAGAAAACCGCGGUCGCUACAUGUGGAUGUGUUACGCCGGCUACACGGAAGGACAGCAGGGUUGUAGUUUCUUCCAGUGGGCGGAGUUUGAUGAAGAUGGGAGACCUCCGUGGGAUAAAAACUACAAGGGGAAUGCCAAUGUUGAACGAAGUGGUACCACAACCGUAACUAAUUCUACAUAAAGAUAAAUCUGUGACGUACUACGUGCUAGCCGCU
Messenger RNA from Verruconis gallopava, 1483 nucleotides. RefSeq lists its product as uncharacterized. The record is from RefSeq and is a predicted model, not a curated record. The transcript has a single exon. Lineage: Eukaryota; Fungi; Ascomycota; Dothideomycetes; Venturiales; Sympoventuriaceae. Bases 61 to 1449 code for a protein of 462 amino acids. Gene Ontology annotation, cellular component: nucleus. Gene Ontology annotation, biological process: DNA repair; DNA alkylation repair. Gene Ontology annotation, molecular function: ubiquitin binding; zinc ion binding; dioxygenase activity.